GCCAGUUUAAUAAUACAUUCAUUAAAUAGUACCCCAAUUAAUAUCCUCUGUCAACAAUCGAACAAUAAGUAACGAGAUACCGUUGAAAGUGAAUCUAGUCCUCAAAAUACAUCAAAAUAGGGACCAAUUUCAAAUGGAUUAUUCUUCGUUCAAAACGGAAGUCUGUAAACGGAGGCGGUCGGUAAUCACCAGAGAAUAUACGAAAAUAGCGUACUCCGGCGCGAAAACCAUGAUUACACUGGCAGAGGGAAUGCCGAACGAAGAAACGUUUCCUUUCACAGAAAUUUCUAUCAAACUUAACGAUGGAUCGUCUUUCAAGCUCGACGAAAGGGAAUUGGGCGCUGCUUUGCAAUAUAUUCCCACGCAAGGAUAUCCACCGCUUCUUGAGAGCCUGAUGAAGUUUCAGAGAAGGGUGCACGCACCUCCCUUGUGGGAGAGUCGCGACAUUGUGAUCGUCUCCGGAGCUCAGGACGGAUUAAGCAAAACUCUCGAGGCUAUAAUCGGCCCAGGUGAUCCGCUCUUGAUACAGGAUCCUCUUUAUCCUGGCGUGGAAGUUGUGGUCGCCCCGUAUGAGGCGGAGCUGAUCGCCAUUCCCCAAGACGAGGAUGGCGUCGUUCCUGAAAUUCUUAUGGAAACGUUGAGGAAAAGGCAACUCUCAGGAAAGAAAAUGCCGAAGUUAAUGUACUUAAAUGCAACCGGGUCGAAUCCCACCGGCGUUACUAUUCCGUUGGAUAGGCGGAGGGAGAUCUAUAGGAUAGCCUGCGAGUACAACUUCCUGAUUCUGGACGACGAUCCUUACCACUUCAUGCACUUCGAAGAAACGGAACCUAAAUCGUUCUUAUCAAUGGACACGGAAGGUCGUGUGAUCAGGUUGGACUCUUUUUCAAAAGUGAUCAGCAGUGGUAUCAGAUUAGGAUUCAUCACAGCUGCAACGCCACUGGUAGAAAGCAUAGAGCAUCACUUGCAGAGUUGCCACCUUCAAGCAUCUACCUUAUCACAGGUGAUACUAUACAAACUGUUGGAAACCUGGGGAUACGACAAACUAAUGAGUCAUUUUGAGAGUGUAAGGUGUUUCUACAAGAAACGUAGAGACUACAUCGCUGCCUUGGCUGAGGAACACUUGAGUGGCCUGGUAGAUAUCACAUUGCCUAGAGGAGGCUUCUUCCUAUGGAUCAAAGUUCGAGGGGUCAAGGACACUUCGAAAAUGAUCGUGCAACGAGGAAUCGAGGAAGGUAUCCUAGUGCUACCUGGUUCAGAUUUUAUGUGCGAUCCCAGCAAACCUAGCGAUGCUAUUAGAUUGUCGUACGGCCAGGCUUCUUACGAAGAAAUGGAUCUGGCGUUCAAAAAAUUGGCGAAGUUGAUCAGAUCCAUACAAGAUUAAGUCGAGAUACUGACUUAAUAAAUGACCAGCACGAAUGCUGAAUAUAGCAUAAGAUAGCACGUACACAACUGAUCACCAGCGUCGAUUCGUACCUUUUUGAUUGCAACUCACCAAUCGCUAAUGCAGCUGCUUAGCGAUUCCUGGACCCUACCCUGAAAACGAACGCGAAAAAAAUAAUCGCAACACUAAAAAUACUCGCGAUCAAAUUCAUACUAUUUACAACUAGCAAAGCCACUAAUAUUCUGCAAACCGAGAUUAAUGUUUAUACGCAACUCUACCCUGGAAAAGAAACGCGAAAGGCUCUGAUUGUUCGCAACCCUAAAUGAAACUAUACAAUUUAUGCAAUUAAUUUGCAUCAUUGACUAGGCAAAUAAACGCGAAUAAUUCGUACUUCGCAACGCUAAUGGCAAACCGUUAUCAGUUCUUGUUCGCUACACUACUCUGAAAGAAAAUGCGACAAUAUUAUCCGCAACUCUAACGUUAAUCAUGAUAUAUUUGUAUUCAUCGCAACACUAAUGCAAACCGCGAUUUGUCCGAAACAACUGAUCGUUGUGGUACAAGUACCAUCUGAAAAACUACAAUUACUACAGCACAUACUACCACUACUACUACUACAAUUACAGACGAAUACAGUGACACAAUAGAAUCAAAUAAUGAUUCUCCAUCCUCAUCCGAAGAUGAAGAUGAAGAACCAUUCGUUGCAGCCCACUCUUGCGACAGUUUGUCAGGGCCUCUUCGACUUCAUCGAGUCUUUUCUUUCUUCGGCGGUAAUGCCGAAACCUGAAACUUAAUACUAGGCUCGAGAUUCCGUGCAAUACACAGUCUUCCAACAAUUCUACGAAUUGUUAUCGGAACUGGUGUGAAGAAACUCGAGCGGGACGAGCGUUUCGAGAGGGGCUAACCACGACCGCGAACGCGAAGAACGACUUUAAAGUCGCGGCGAUUCCAAGAAUGGAAAAUAACACCAAAACAAACGGUACAAACCGUUUGGAUCGGCCAACUUUUCCACUCUCGAAUCGAACUAUAGGUUACAGGACUGCCACGCGAAAACGCGCCUACCCGAGAAAAGACUGUGGACAGCCCUGCCCUGACCCUACCAACUUAGAUCUAACACACGCGUACCAGAACUUAAGUGACCUACCUACCUAACCCUAUAUUUAAAAAUUUGCAAAACGCAUUCUCACAAACAAACACUCCACGAUUCUCAUACAUAAUGUUCGGGCGCGGCCUAAACUAGGGAGGACGCCCCGAG
This is a messenger RNA of Colletes gigas, 2633 nucleotides long. Its product is annotated as kynurenine/alpha-aminoadipate aminotransferase, mitochondrial-like. The record is from RefSeq and is a predicted model, not a curated record. Gene Ontology annotation, biological process: biosynthetic process. Gene Ontology annotation, molecular function: pyridoxal phosphate binding; L-kynurenine:2-oxoglutarate transaminase activity. Bases 134 to 1381 code for a protein of 415 amino acids. The transcript is spliced from 8 exons. Lineage: Eukaryota; Metazoa; Arthropoda; Insecta; Hymenoptera; Colletidae.